AUGCCACCGCCAAUUUGGAGACUUGACGAGUUUUACUCUCAUCAAAACAACAAACCCAGCUCUGAAUUUCUCAACCUUACUACCACAACUCUUCGGAAUUUCAUCCAGUUUUGGGAUCAGACGAUAAUUCCUCGGAAUUUUACGACGACGAAGAAGACGGUGAUGGCGAUGAUGGAUCUGGGUAGGGGUGGUGGUUGGGCUAUGGUUUAA
Prunus armeniaca (apricot) is the source of this 210-nucleotide messenger RNA. Lineage: Eukaryota; Viridiplantae; Streptophyta; Magnoliopsida; Rosales; Rosaceae. The record is from the annotation of a GenBank genome assembly.